Molecule: messenger RNA, 933 nt
Organism: Trypanosoma conorhini
Lineage: Eukaryota; Euglenozoa; Kinetoplastea; Trypanosomatida; Trypanosomatidae
Product: short-chain dehydrogenase
Exons: 1
Coding region: 1-933 (310 amino acids)
Molecular function (GO): oxidoreductase activity
Source: RefSeq, a predicted model, not a curated record
AUGACGUUCUUGUGCUCCUCCCUCGCCUACGUUGGGGCCUUGGCCGUCGCGGUGGCCCUCUAUCGUCUCGUGAAAUUUUUGUACGUCAACCUGCUGGCCGCCACGGACCUGAGGCGCAGGUACGCGAGGGCCGGCGACUGGGCCGUCGUCACCGGCGCGACGGAGGGCAUCGGCUACGCCAUGGCGAUGGACCUCGCGCGCCGCGGGUUCAACGUCUGCGUCAUCGCCCGCACCCGGUCGAGGCUCGAGGAGGUGGUGGCGGCGGCCGAGCAGAAGGGGGUGAGGGCGAAGGCCGUCGUCUUUGACUUCGCCGCCGCGGACGCGAGCGAGUACAAGCGGCUCUUCGCCGAGCUCGACGCGCUGGAGGUGGCCAUCCUCGUGAACAACGUCGGCGUCAACUACCCGUACGCCAACUUCUUCGACGAGGCGGCGGCGGAGGACGACUUGCGGAUGCUGAAGGUGAACUGCGAGGCCACGCUGCGCAUGACGCGCUACAUCGUCCCCCGCCUCAAGGCGAAGCGCUCGGGCGGCGUCGUCAUGCUCGCCUCGAUCAGCGCCGUCAUCCCGACGCCGAUGCUGGCGGCCUACGCCGGGAGCAAGGCGUUCAGCAUCUCCUUCGCCCAGGGCCUCGCGUACGAGCUCAGGCCCUUCGGCGUCGACGUGCUGGUGGUGACGCCCAGCUUAGUCGUGAGCAAAAUGACGCAGGGCGUCAGCACGCGCAAGCCGCGGGAGUCGUUCAUGAUGGUCAACGCCGCGGCAAUGGCCCGGCAGACGCUCAACAAACUUGGCGUCGUCACCCGCACCUGCGGCCACCUCAACCACGCGCUGGUGGAGCUCGUCGCAACAGCCCUGCCGGAGGCGUGGCUGGCGAACCAAGUGCUGGCGCAGAACAAGGCCCUAAAGAAGCGUGCAGAACGCCAGCGACCGCAGUGA